AAUAUGAAAAGAAACUAUGAAGUGCUGAUUGCUAUAGGUUUCAGAGCCACUCGACCAGAUUUCAUGCAUCACCGCAGGCAGGUCAUCAAGCCCCAGGUAGAUGACCCUGAGGAUUCUGAUGAAGAAUGGACACCAAGGCAGCAAGGUAAACCUUCUUCGUUGGCCUUCAGAGUGGACCACAGUAAACACCAGAAGAGAAUGUCCAGGACACCAUUAAGUAAGGAAUCUAGUUUGAAGGAAUUGCCGGAAGCAGCAAAAUCGCUGAAGACAAGUGGCUCCAAGCAGGCUCAGAAACCAGUGCCCCAUCACAGAAAAGCAAGGACCCCUGGACAGCACCCCAGACAAAAAGUCGAACUCAGAAGAAAGGAGACUGGAGUGAGGAGGUACAGUCUACGGGAAAGAAAGGGCCACGUGUACCAAGAGGUCAGCGAGCCCCAGGAUGACGACUACCUCUAUUGUGAGGAGUGUCAGAACUUCUUCAUCGACAGCUGUGCUGCCCAUGGGCCCCCAACCUUUGUAAAGGACUGUGCAGUGGAAAAGGGGCAUGCCAACCGCUCAGCCCUCACUCUGCCCCCUGGGUUAAGCAUCAGACUGUCGGGCAUCCCUGACGCUGGGCUUGGAGUGUGGAACGAGGCGUCCGAUCUGCCGCUGGGCCUGUACUUUGGCCCCUAUGAGGGCCAGAUCACAGACGAUGAAGAGGCCGCCAACAGUGGAUACGCCUGGCUGAUCACCAAAGGGAGGAACUCCUACGAGUAUGUGGAUGGAAAGGACACGUCUUGGGCCAACUGGAUGAGGUAUGUGAACUGUGCCCGGGACGACAAGGAGCAGAACCUGGUGGCCUUCCAGUAUCACGGGCAGAUCUUCUACCGAACCUGCCAGGUGGUCAGGCCGGGCUGUGAGAUGCUGGUCUGGUAUGGGGACGAGUAUGGUCAGGACCUUGGCAUCAAGCGGAACAGCAGGGGGAAGAGUGAGCUCGCGGCCGGGAGAGAACCGAAGCCCAAGAUCCACCCAUGUGCCUCCUGUUCUCUGGCCUUCUCCAGUCAGAAAUUCCUCAGCCAACACACCCAACGCAGUCACCCCUCUCAGACCCUCCUGAGUGAAAGAGACCUCCUCCAACCAGAGGAUCCCUACCCAGGCAAUCAAAAUCAGCGAUAUUCAGAUCCACACAGCCCGAGCGACAAACCUGAGGAUCAGGAGGCCAAGGACAGGCCCCAACAAUUGCUGAAAAGCAUAAGGCUGAAGAGGAUUUCAAGGGCCUCUUCCUACUCACCCGGAGGACAAAUGGGGGGUUCUGGGGUGCAUGAGAGAAUGAAAGACGAGCUCAGCACAAGCCAGAAACUGAAUCCAGAGGAUACAGGCACAUUGCUCAUGGGGGCAGGGGUCGCAGGGAUUAUGAGGUUCACGUACGGAGAGUGUGGGCAAGGCUCCAAGGACAGGUCAAGUCUCACCACACACGAGAGGACACACACAGGGGAGAAGCCCUAUGUUUGCGGGGAGUGUGGGCGAUGCUACUGUCAGAAGGCUCAUCUCAUCAGACACCAGAGGACACACACAGGGGAGAAGCCCUAUGUUUGCGGGGAGUGUGGGCGAAGCUUCAGUCAGAAGUCCGUCCUCAUCACCCACCAAAGGACACACACAGGGGAGAAGCCCUAUGUUUGCAAGGGGCUCAGCAGGCUGAAGUCCGCCCGGCCACCAGAAGACACCAAGGGGAGAGACAGUGGCCAGGCCCCACCUGACAUCGUGACUGCCCUGCACGGUCACACAGGACACCAGCAGUCACGGGACGGACAGCCAGCUGCCUCCAUCGCACACUCCACCCUGACCACGGCGGCCCCGUGGCUGUACCAGCCCCGCCUGCGCGCGGCUCUGCUUGGCUGCCGGGGCUCAGGGACCCUGGGUGAGUCGAGGAAGGUGUUUGGCAACAUCAGCCACAAAGACACUAAAGAGGAGCAAGGCCACAGCAGGCGGGGCUGGGUAUUCCUGGGGGAGCAGAGGGGCCUUGGACACUCCAUGCUGUACCCCUGCCCCACCGGCUUCUCCUCCUUCUCGCUGGGCAUGCAGCUUUCACCUGCUGGGUGCCCGCCAGUCAGGGGCUCCCAAGACACCAAGCUGGGGUUGGCGAUGGGGGAGCUGGAUGCCAGGGAACCCGAUACCAUGCAGCAGCAACCGGCCGGGCCGCUGGAGCUCCGCGCUCAGAUGCAGUUCCGUCUGAGCAUCCCCCCUCCUCCAAGAAGGCGCCUCUCUGGGCUCGCCGCCCGUCAGCCCCUGCCUCCCCGUGUCCUGUGUCCUUCUCAGCACAGACCACCAUCUGGAACGGCCUCCCCGCCACCUGCGUGA
Molecule: messenger RNA, 2337 nt
Organism: Dama dama (fallow deer)
Lineage: Eukaryota; Metazoa; Chordata; Mammalia; Artiodactyla; Cervidae
Product: histone-lysine N-methyltransferase PRDM9-like
Exons: 13
Biological process (GO): regulation of DNA-templated transcription; positive regulation of reciprocal meiotic recombination
Cellular component (GO): nucleus
Molecular function (GO): zinc ion binding; recombination hotspot binding; histone H3K36 methyltransferase activity
Source: RefSeq, a predicted model, not a curated record